This is a messenger RNA of Colletotrichum navitas, 1306 nucleotides long. Its product is annotated as methyltransferase domain-containing protein. The transcript has 11 exons. Lineage: Eukaryota; Fungi; Ascomycota; Sordariomycetes; Glomerellales; Glomerellaceae. Bases 96 to 1106 code for a protein of 336 amino acids. The record is from RefSeq and is a predicted model, not a curated record. Gene Ontology annotation, molecular function: methyltransferase activity.
GAGUGCUUUCCCCCAUCUGGUUCUUCACUUGACCUCUGUUCUACACACUCCAUUUACAACUCCAAGAAAACCGAGCCCAAGUACAGCAGAACACCAUGGCCGAUGACGCGCAACAGCUGGUAGCUGAGGACUCUCACGAUGACGAUGCGUCCUCCAUCGCUGGCUACUCCUUCGACAAUUCGCUAGCCUCUUUACGCUCUAGUAUUUACAACUAUCGUCGAGAGAACGGUCGGACUUACCAUAGUCUCAGCGAUGGAAAAUACCGGGCUCCUAAUGAUGAGAGGGAACAAGACCGCCUGGACCUAAACCACCAUCUCUGGAUUCUAACCUGGGACAAUAACCUGUGUCUCAGCCCGAAGAAGCACGGUGCCAAAAGGGUUCUAGACGUCGGCACCGGCACCGGAAUCUGGGCACAGGAUUACGCCGAUCAGUUUCCCGAAGCAAUGGUUAUUGGCGUUGACCUGAGCCCAAUCCAGCCCGAUUUCGUGUCUCCUAAUUGCACUUUCGAGGUUGAUGACAUUGAAAAAGAAUGGACUUGGAAGGUGCCUUUUGACUUCAUCUUCAUGAGGACCAUGUGUGGGAGUUUCUCCAGCUGGCCAGAUGUGAUUGCGCAGGCAUAUGAAAACCUUGAGCCUGGGGGCUACCUUGAGCUUCAGGACAAUAUGUUCCCACUGAUGUGUGACGAUGACACCAUGACCGAGGACUUUAUGCCCUUGAAAUGGACAAAGUAUUUGGUCGAGGCUGGUGAUAAGAUAGGCCAGGUAGCGAAUGCUGCUUCUAGCUAUAGAAGUAUGCUGGAGGAUGCUGGCUUUGUGGAUGUUGUAGAGAAGAAAGAAAAGUGGCCUUUCAACCCGUGGGCCAAGGACGAGAAACAUAAGGCGCUUGGGUAUUGGACUCAAGAGUCUGCCAUGAAGGGAAUCGAAGCAGUCUCGAUGGCAUCGUUCACUCGUAUUCUCAAUUGGAGUCCUGAAGAGGCAAGAGUCUUCUGCGCCGAGGUCAGGAAUGAGCACACAAAGAUUGGGGUCCACGCGUACUACGAUGUUUAUGCCGUCUGGGGCCGAAAGCCUGAGGAGGCGGAAGAGAAGGAGGAGGAGAGCCAUCCGUAGGUUAGGACAACGGCGUCUUACACAGAAUCCACGGACUCUGUAUCUGUCAUGUUCUUUUUUUUUGGAACAGAUACAUUUGAGAAAACGUGGGUGUCUGAGAUGACAAGGCUGGAAUGUUCAGACGUCAUCGAGAAGGUUCAGCAUCUUCGAGCUAUAGCUAGGUUUCAUAUCCAGAUAACAAUGAUUAUGCGUCUUUUGGC